UUUCUGUUAUUGGUCUCCUAUAUAAGGAGUCAUUUGGCCUCGGUUUUAAGAACGAAAAAUACUUCCUCUCUACAUUCUGAUUUGUUCUCUAUUGUCAGAAACAGAUUGCUCUUCGAGAAUUAUCCCCGCAAAGAUUUCGUGAACCCAGACAAGAAUAGGGUCGAAAUACUUUGUUCGGAAAGUGAACGAACAUGAUUCUUCGAAGAUAUCCAGGAUUAUCAUACCGUAUUUCUAACAAACGAACAAAGUAUUUUUUCUGAUAAUCAUGGCUGGAGGAGGAAACACCGUCAAGGAGAUGACUAAAAGUUUCGGAAAAUUGGACAAGUUUCAAGGACAAGACUUCAGGCGUUGGCAGAAGAAGAUGCAUUUCAUGUUGACAACGUUGAAGGUGGUGCACAUCCUGUCUACACCGAUUCCAGAAAUUGGGGAGGAUGACACGGUUGAAAAUCUGAGACGCCGAUCAAAGUGGGAGAACGACGAUUACAUAUGCAGAGGGCACAUUCUUAACGGUAUGUCUGAUCCCUUAUUUGAUAUUUACCAAAAUGUGGAAUCUACAAAGGAAUUGUGGGAUUGUCUCGAAGCCAAGUACAUGGCAGAGGACUCAUCCAGUAAAAAGUUCCUGGUGACCGAUUUCAACAAUUACAAAAUGGUUGAAUCGAGGUCUGUCAUGGAACAAUUCCAUGAACUCCUCUGA
Trifolium pratense (red clover) is the source of this 694-nucleotide messenger RNA. RefSeq lists its product as uncharacterized. The transcript has a single exon. Bases 266 to 694 code for a protein of 142 amino acids. The record is from RefSeq and is a predicted model, not a curated record. NCBI's taxonomy places the organism in Eukaryota, Viridiplantae, Streptophyta, Magnoliopsida, Fabales, Fabaceae.